AUGGCUUCUCUUCAUUCUUCUCUUUUGUUGCCGCCGAAUCUGUUUUCCCUCACUACCCCAUCAAGUUCCCCUAGGCACAUUCUCUUGAACCUGAGACCCUCCACGACUCACUUGCGACCCCUUCUCACUACACGCCGCCGUUUUGGGAAACCCUUGGCGGUGGCUGAGCAGGCCACUGCGGCGGAGGCCGAGAGGAGGCUCUACGUAGGCAACAUUCCCCGCACUGUCAACAACGAUGAGCUCGCCAAUAUUGUUCAAGAACAUGGUGCUGUUGAGAAAGCUGAGGUUAUGUAUGAUAAAUACUCUGGAAGGAGUCGCCGCUUUGCAUUUGUUACGAUGAAAACUGUGGAGGAUGCAAAUGCUGUGAUUGAGAAACUUAAUGGCACUGAACUUGGAGGGCGUGAGAUCAAAGUAAAUGUUACUGAAAAACCUUUAUCAACAUCAGAUUUUCCUUUACUCCAAGCUGAGGAAUCUCAAUUUGUUGACAGUCCCCACAAGGUGUAUGUGGGAAAUCUAGCCAAGACAGUGACAACUGAUACUCUUAAGAAGUUUUUCUCUGAGAAGGGAAAAGUUUUGAGUGCCAAGGUUUCAAGGGUCCCUGGUACCUCAAAAUCCAGUGGGUAUGGUUUUGUUACUUUUUCAUCAGAAGAGGAUGUAGAAGCUGCAAUCUCGUCUUUCAACAAUUCUUCUUUAGAAGGACAAAAAAUCCGAGUGAACAAGGCAUAG
Sphenostylis stenocarpa is the source of this 726-nucleotide messenger RNA. The record is from the annotation of a GenBank genome assembly. NCBI's taxonomy places the organism in Eukaryota, Viridiplantae, Streptophyta, Magnoliopsida, Fabales, Fabaceae.